ACGGACGUGAAUUUUCGCGUCUCCGUCGUCGUCGUGAUCCCGUUUUCUUUACUUUUUUUUCAAGUCGGAUUCUCGUUUCCGGAUUACUGCUCUGAAGGUUGAAGGAGAUUUUGGCGUGAGAUCAUUUUUUUUUGUUUGAGACGAAAAGUGCUGCGAUUGAAGGAGAAACUUUUCGGGUGCGAAAAAAGUUCAAAAAAGGUCAACGCGCUCUGCAUUGUUGGCCGUGGGAGGAGAAAAGUGUGAAUGUUGGCAGAAGCAAAUUAGACUCGCGCCGCCAUCUUUGAUUGCCCGUGGUGGAUUUGUGGUGCGGUUUUGUUGAGAAACGUUUGAAAGUGUCGUAACGAGAUGAUGAAUCCGGUCAGCAAGAUUCACUUCAACAGUUCGACCGGCGUGUCGCUGAACGACCGGUUCACGAUCAUGUCCAAGGUGAGCCCGCCGGAGAAAGGGGGCGGCGGUUCGUCGGGGCGUUCCUCCGGGAGCGGUGGCGGCGGCUCAUCCGGCGGACUUCGCAAGCGCUCCAACUCGGUCGAUUCGAUUCCGUCGCGCGGUUCGCUUGCGAACCGGGCCUUUGUCAGUCAGCUGGACCGGCGCCACCUGGGACAGCAGCGGUCGGCGCUUCACUUGCGAAAUAGAAAUAUCAGAUCUGGCCGUCAGCGGCUCAAUCGCAGCAACAUCAGUUCCCGCGUCCAGCUGCGCCGUGCGGCCGGCAAUACACUCACACUGGCCGGAGGUUCCCGGCGAAUGCAGCGGUCCAACAGUUUGUCGGAUAUUGCUACAAUGAACGCCGACUAUUACGAGCGCAAGUCGCCUCUCAAGCGCUCCAACUCGCAGGCCAGUUUGGCGGCCCGGCUGGGCAACCCCAACGGACGUAGCCGGUCCCGCGUCCGAGGUCGCUCGCAGCAGCGCAAUCAGUCCCGUUCGCGGGGUCGUUCCCGGUCCAACUCGGGCGCCCGCGGUGGUGGCCCCGGAGGACGAGUCUCCCGGUCGCGCUCCCGUGGCGGCAAUCCCGCGGCCAACGGUCGUGCCAGAUCUCGCAGUGCUGCCAACGGAAGAAACGCCGGCCUCGAAGGUCGCGUUGGGCGGGGCGGCGGCCGUGGAGGUCGUGGCCCGAUGCUGCAGCGACGCAACAGCACGAUGAAGGCACGAUCCGCGUCGCGCUCGGCCUCGGUCAAUGGCCGGCUGGGCGGAAAUCGUACCGCGCGUCCCAUGUCCGGUGGCGGAUUCCGCGGAGGACGCGUUGGCAAACGGGGACUGCGACGGGGAGGCGGAGGAGGCGCCGUUGGACGGAACGGAAACGCCGGCGGAAGACCGGGACGCACCCUGCAGAGACGUGGACGCGGGGGGUUCCGAGGAGGAAGAGCUGCAGCGGCGGCGGAGGUAGCAGCCGGCGGAAAUCGCCGCGGUCGGUCCCGCUCGCGUGGUCGGGCCGCGUCCCAGACGCGGGGCCGAAGCGCGCAACGUGGACGUAAUGCAUCCCGAGGACGUUUCCCGGCCGUGCCGCCCAAGAGCAAGGAGCAGCUGGACAAGGAGCUGGACACGUACAUGGCCAACACGAAGAGCUCGCUGGACAAGGAGAUGGACGAGUACAUGAACGGGAUUCACAGCAGCACGAUUUGAGCGAGAGAGAGAGAGAGGAAAAUUGCUGAAAGAAAGCAAAACAAAACGUGUAAAUCGUUAUCAAACAAAAGUAACAAACUUUAAAUAACACUAGCGGAUAAGGAAACUCUUAAUACUAAUAUUUUUUUCUCUAUAGAAUAUAUAGUGAAUCUGAUUAACGCAGACUCGUUACAAAACUGAAUUUUUAAAGAUAUCUUUAAUAACUUAUCAACAGAAGUCGUGAAUUUCAACAAAAAAAACUGUACAUAUGAUUUAGAAACCGAAGAAAAAGAGAGAAAAAGGAAAUAAACAUAGUUUUCUUAUGACUGAACUGAUAAAAUGA
Molecule: messenger RNA, 1939 nt
Organism: Culex pipiens pallens (northern house mosquito)
Lineage: Eukaryota; Metazoa; Arthropoda; Insecta; Diptera; Culicidae
Product: translation initiation factor IF-2-like
Exons: 6
Coding region: 346-1617 (423 amino acids)
Source: RefSeq, a predicted model, not a curated record